AUGCGUGGGGGGGUGGGAGGUGGGGCGGCGGGGGGGGGGGGGAGGGGAGAGCGGGGGUCUGGUGUGUGUGGCGGGUGGGUUUUGGUUUCGUCCGCGGCCGUGAUGACGCCGUCGUUGAAUUCGGUCGUCUCGUUUCUGAAUUCUACUUUCGCCGCAACCGCUCCCGCAUCCCGCCACGGGGGCUACGUUGUGGCGUGGUUUUCGACUGCUGUCUCUGUCUUCGCUCCACCCACUCCUUCUCAGGACGCCCCUCUCGCUGUGGUUUAUGCUUCUCUUUUACAGCUACCCCAGCUUGAGGAUACGGCCCAUGUGGCAGUCCACGCCAAGUCCCCCCCAGCCCACCCGCCCGCGCGCCUCACCGUUACCCCCCACGCUUCCCGCUCUACGUCUUUGGUGUCUCGGGAUUUCAACCAGUCUCCUCUCCUCUUCAUGCCAGCCCGCCUCUUCCUUGCUCUUCUGGCUCUUCGGUACCGUCCGUCGUGGUAG
Knipowitschia caucasica is the source of this 486-nucleotide messenger RNA. The record is from the annotation of a GenBank genome assembly. Lineage: Eukaryota; Metazoa; Chordata; Actinopteri; Gobiiformes; Gobiidae.